Molecule: messenger RNA, 2206 nt
Organism: Durio zibethinus
Lineage: Eukaryota; Viridiplantae; Streptophyta; Magnoliopsida; Malvales; Malvaceae
Product: chaperone protein dnaJ 1, mitochondrial-like
Biological process (GO): response to heat; protein refolding
Cellular component (GO): cytoplasm
Molecular function (GO): heat shock protein binding; ATP binding
Source: RefSeq, a predicted model, not a curated record
UAAUCGGAUCCUCGAAUUCUCGUAUGACCCGAAUCCACCUGAUUUUUUUUUGAAGCACUGCUGUUCCACUUGCCCAUGGUGAUUUCAAACCCAAAAUACUCCUCUUUUAGACUUACCUUGCUACUGGUAGCAGCAGUUUCCACACUUGGCAUCGCCAUCGCGUAACUCGGGGCCGCAUAGCUGCCUUUACGUGGCGCUCGUAGGCUUGUCGCUGCCAUUGCAAUCCGGCGAAUCGACCCGAAUAUUUUUACUUGAGCAACACGACUCGUUUGAUUCUUUUUAUUGCCUUUGACGCCUAAAUAUUUCAACAAAUUUUCCUUUAAAUUGCCUUCAGAGUUGGUUCAAGGAUUAAUUUUACAUAACAUUUUCAGCUCCAAAAUGGGAAGAUUCAACUGGCUAAGGCUAUGUCGACCGCAUUGGGCUUCAACCAUGCCUGUGGAAUCGGCGAUUGAUGGAGGCGGUGGGGUUACGAAAUUUUCUACUCUAUUCCAAUCGCUAAAUCGUGAAAGGGCAUUACACAGUUGCAGUUUUGGUAUUGGAAAACCUGUUGAUUUUACGGCCACAGGAAUGCCAUUGAGGGAGCGUUAUUUCCAUGCAACAGGGUCAUGUUGCUCUGCUAAACAAGACUACUAUGAAAUUAUUGGAGUGCCCAAAAAUGCUACUCGAGAUGAGAUUAAACAGGCUUAUCGUGCGCUUGCCAAGAAGUACCAUCCUGAUGCAAAUAAGAAUAAUCCUUCUGCAAAGAGGAAGUUUCAAGAGAUAACAGAUGCCUAUAAGACUUUGCAAGAUUCAGAAAAGAGGAGAGAAUAUGACAGGAAGAUGCGUGCUAGAAGUUCAGAAGACAUGGAAUAUGGUGCAAAUGAUGCUGAAGGGUUUAGAUUCUACGAUGCGAGUGGUGCACAAGGGUUUAAAUAUACUUAUGGAACAAACUUCUCUGAUUCAUUCUGUAAGAUAUUUUCUGAGAUAUUUGAAGACGAGAUGGAUCAAUUUGCACCAGAUAUCCAGACAAAGCUGUUGCUCUCUUUUUCUGAAGCUGCUAAAGGAUGCACAAAGGAUCUAAGUUUUGACGCAUUUGUUCCUUGUGAUUCUUGCGAUGGGCGUGGCUACCCACCUAAUGCCAAAGUGAAAGUUUGUCCAACUUGCAGAGGCACAGGGACAGUUGCAAUUCCUCCUUUUACAUCAACAUGCAACACCUGUAAAGGAUCAGGACGAAUAAUCAAGGAACACUGUAUGUCAUGCCAAGGAUCAGGAGUUGUUGAAGGUGUUAAAGAAGUAAAAGUUACAAUACCUGCAGGUGUGGAUUCUGGAGAUACAAUACGUGUUCCAGAAGCUGGUAAUAUUAGGCGACGAGGAAGCCAACCUGGUAACUUGUUCAUUAGAAUAAAGGUCGCAGAAGAUCCUGUCUUUGUUAGAGAUGGUGCAGAUGUUUAUGUCAACUCUAAUAUUAGCUUUACUCAAGCAAUUCUUGGUGGUACAGUUGAGGUGCCAACACUGUCGGGGAAGAUUCAAGUAAAAAUACCAAAAGGAUGUCAACAUGGAGAACUUCUUGUUCUAAGAGACAAAGGACUGCCAAAGCAUGGUUUUCUAGUACACCAUGGAGAUCAGUAUGUGCGUUUCCGUGUUUAUUUGCCUACUGCAAUAAAUGACCGGCAACGAGCUAUUUUAGAAGAACUUGCAGGGGAGGAAACUAAUAAUGAAAAUGACAGUACUGUUGAAGGCAACUGGUGGGAGACAAUUCUUGAACGUGUGACGGCUCCUAAGUUUAUGAUUGAGUUUUCUCUGCUCUUGCUAAUCCUGCUCUUCCUAAAAAGGGCAAUGGGCUAAACUUGACUCGAGGCAAUGAACAAGAUAUGCCCCAUGGAGGACAUAAGAAAUGGGCCCCUUUUUUUGGGGCUUGUUCUGUUUUUAGAGGGUUCAAUGCUCUUGCAAGGUUACCCAUUAUUGGGGCAUCAAAAGAGGGCAUGCUUUUUCCUCACCUUUGGUCCUAUCAUAGAGCUCUAGCUGUUUGCACAUAGAGUUGUUGUAUAGCAUUUGCUUUUUUACUAUAAAGUAAACAAAAAGAUACAUUCAUUUCUAUUUUCGUAUUAUUAUUUUGUUUUUCCAAAAUUUCUUCUUAUUACGUUAUUAGUUUAAUAGUUUCUCAAAAACGGUUUUUGUAUCUAUUUGAAUUUAUUUAUUUUUGGUGAUAAGGAAUUUUUGGGUUUUA